UAAACAUUUGCCAAAGGAGGAAGUGACGUUCCCAGCGCAUGCGUAGACCCGAUUGCGUUUCCGGGACGGAUUGACCAGUGACACCCAUUAAACCAAAACAAGAAGACUAGAAGUAGAAGGAAGGAAGGAGAGUCGCAGCCUGGCGAGGACGGCCAGAAUGACUUCGGAGUCUGAAAAUGUUAUCAUCGAAGAGGCCCCUGCCAGCUUUAAAUCGUUUGUGUGGCAGUAUUUUGGCUUUCCAUUGGACAUAAUAAACGGCAACCGAGUGACGGACAAGACACGGACAAUAUGUAAGCUCUGCCAGAAAAGAAUGCCGUAUACGGCAGCUAACACUAGCACUAUGCAAAGACACAUACAAAACCACCACAGCUGGCUACUAAAAUCACCUGCGAAGAAAACAACCACCGGUAAAUGUCAGGCAACGCUGGCAGGCUCCAGAGCCGAGGCAAUAACGAGAGACAUCGGCGUUUUCAUUGCAGCUGACAUGAGGCCAUUUUCUGUGGUCGAAAAUAAGGGAUUCCGGCGACUCCUCCACACGCUGGAACCGAAGUACACCAUCCCGCCACGCACGUAUUUUACUUCCACGGUGGUCCCGAACCUCUAUAAAGAGACCAAGACUGUGGUUGUACAGACCCUGAAAGAAGCCGAAAGCAUCGCCAUCACAACAGACAGUUGGACAUUGAGAGGUACGCAAAAUUAUAUCACAAUUACAGCGCACACAAUUAACAAUGCCUGGGAGAUGAAAAGUGUUGUACUGCAGACCGACUCGCUUUUCGAGUCCCACACGGGGGCAAAUCUCUCAGAGGUUUUGCAAGCAGCUGUCACAGACUGGGAGCUUGAGAGAACAAACCGUAGCAUCGCUAUUGUCACUGAUGAUGCGCGUAACAUGGAAGCGGCCGUGCGCGAGGCGGGACUGGAACCGCACAUCAAGUGCUUUGCGCACACUAUAAAUCUGGCAACCCAAGCUGGCCUCGGUGUCCCCCGCGUCACUCGUUUGCUCGGGCGGGUGAGACGCGUGGCUGCCUUUUUUCACCGGAGUUCAACAGCAACAGCGGUGUUUAUGUCCAAGCAGCUGCAGCUGCAACUGCCGUCACACAAGUUAAUCAUGGACGUGACCACGCGGUGGAUCAGCACUCUGGAGAUGCUGGCUCGUUACCUCGAGCAGCAGGCUGCCAUAGCAGCAGCUCUCGCCAGCCCUGAGAUAAGACAGAACAUCAGAUACCUUGAUACGCUCGACAGCUGCGAUAUCAGAGAUGCUGAGGACCUGGUGAAGCUGCUGUAUCCUUUGAAGACGGCCACCACAGUCUUGUGCGAGGAGAAACGUCCCACGGUGUCUCUCAUUGCGCCACUGAAGAGCAUGAUCGAACAAAGCAUGACACCGAAUGACGGCGAUUCCACCACCGUGUCCGACACAAAGACUGCUAUCCUCAGAAAUAUUGCAGACCGAUACAGUGGGGAUGCAUACAACUAUCUGCUUGAGUGCACGGCACUGGACCCAAGGUUCCGGACUCUACCUCAGCUUGACAGUGACCAGUGUGAAGCCGUCUUCCUGAGGGUGCAGAACAAGGCGAAACAGUUGCAGCAAAAUCAGACCACGGCUUGGGAGAGAGCAGAAGAGGCAGCAGGUGGAGCUCACUGUCACGCGUACGGAAGAGAGGAUGCUGUGAAAACUGAGCCCGAAGUGACAGAACCCGCUCCCAAAAAGACAGCGCUCGAGGACCUGCUAGGGAACUCGUUUUCCUCCGACCCGGAGCAGUACAACAGAUUGGAACGGGCUGAGAGGGAAAUGCAAAACUACAGGAAAGAGCCGUCAAUCCCUCUCAGCAGCUGCCCUCUCAAGUGGUGGCGUGAAAACUGCGGCCAAUACCCUUUGCUGUCUUACCUUGCCAAAGCGUGCCUUUCUGUCCCUGCUACCUGUGUCCCAAGUGAGCGCAUCUUCUCGACUGCAGGAGACACAGUUAGCGCCCAGAGGUCUCAGCUGCUGCCAGAAAAUGUGAACAUGCUCAUAUUCUUGAAGAAGAACAUGGUCGUAUCUUAGGCUAGGCUGUGGAGUUGUAGCAUGUUGUUAAUGUGUUGUUGUUUUUUUGUUGUUUUUUUUAAAAAGGUUAGUCUCUGUUUGCGCUCUGUGUAACACUAUUUUAAGUUUCAUCAUUUUUUUGUUUCAGUUUGUGCAAAGAAGCUGAACAGUUCAUGCAUUUAAAGUUUAAAUUAAAACAUUUCAAAAUGUUGAAAAGCACCCGCAUUGUUUUGUUACUCACAAGCGAUGUUAAAAUCUCGUCUCGUCUCGUUGCAUGUCGAAUUGUUAAUAAUAAUAAUAAAUGUAUGCCAAAUAUAG
This is a messenger RNA of Dunckerocampus dactyliophorus (ringed pipefish), 2335 nucleotides long. RefSeq names its product E3 SUMO-protein ligase ZBED1-like. The record is from RefSeq and is a predicted model, not a curated record. The transcript has 2 exons. Bases 158 to 2038 code for a protein of 626 amino acids. Lineage: Eukaryota; Metazoa; Chordata; Actinopteri; Syngnathiformes; Syngnathidae. Gene Ontology annotation, molecular function: DNA binding; protein dimerization activity.